Molecule: messenger RNA, 470 nt
Organism: Prorocentrum cordatum
Lineage: Eukaryota; Dinophyceae; Prorocentrales; Prorocentraceae
Source: the annotation of a GenBank genome assembly
GCUUGGCAAUCCAGGGCGCGGCGGCGGCGGCCAAGAGUCGGGUCGAUGAUCGCGGCCGUGAAAACCUCGGCGCCGGCUCUCUCUUUGCGUCUGAAGACGGGAAAAAUGUCAAUGGCAAUUAUUCUUCUGUCCGCGUGGCCGUCGAGCGCCGGGCUCCCGUCGGGGGAGCUGCCCUCGCAAAAAUCAAAAGCAUUGAGCAGAAACAGAGACAGGCAGAAACUCUGAUGUUCGAGCAGGCAAGCGAAGAAAUGCGCGUUCUCACGUCCGUCGCGUUGGAUCAGUUAUCGGAGCAACUCGCGCUCGGGAAAAUGGCCCACGACAUGAGCCCGCCGCGGAAUGCUUUUGUGGAAGAAGCUGUGCAGGCACCUGCAGAGACGGUCGAUGUUAAAGUCGCGGCGCCAGCGAGCCCGUUUCCCGCAGUGGCAGAUCUCGUGGAGGACAUGGAAAAGGAUUUAGACGAUAAGGAGGCG